Molecule: messenger RNA, 2667 nt
Organism: Pochonia chlamydosporia 170
Lineage: Eukaryota; Fungi; Ascomycota; Sordariomycetes; Hypocreales; Clavicipitaceae
Product: transcription factor Cys6
Exons: 7
Coding region: 1-2667 (888 amino acids)
Biological process (GO): regulation of DNA-templated transcription
Molecular function (GO): DNA-binding transcription factor activity, RNA polymerase II-specific; zinc ion binding
Source: RefSeq, a predicted model, not a curated record
AUGGCUUCCACCCAGUCCAGCUCUACUCUCCCUCAGGGAUUCUCCGUCUACCAGCCUACGCUCGGUGCUCCUCUGCAGUUCUUCCCUGCUCUUGGAUCUCAACAGCUCGAUGACAUGAUCAAUGCCUUCAUCCCUGGCCCUUCUGCUGCCAGCGAGAAGCGAGCCACCAUCUCUUUGGACUUCCUUGAGUACGCUCAGAUGACCGGGCAGACUUUCAAGUUCUACCCCGUUCAAUCCGCACCUUCGGCCGCUGCUUCUCCUUCAACAGCAAGCCCUUCUCUUGACUCGGUCAAUUCGUCAUUCAACGUUUCUCCCGUCACAUCUUCCUGGGACUGGAGCGCAGCAUCUGCACCCUCAGUAGCCUCCUCGUCUCGUGGCUCAACGCAACGCCGAAGACAGAGCAAGACCAGCAGCCCGCCUUCCAGACAUCAAACUACCGACUUUUCGCACCUGCCUGGUAUGAAGAUCCUCACCAAGGACGGACUGGACGUGACCAACUCCGCUUCUCGGGGAUCAAAAACCAAGGAACAGCGUGACCACGCUCACCUCAUGAGAAUCAUCAAGGCCUGCGACAGCUGCAAACGCAAGAAGAUUCGCUGCGACCCCAGCCACAAGAAGCGAGGAGCUGCUCAAGUAACAACGCCACAACCUACUCCAAAGCCUGCAAAGAAGGCGAGGACGAUCGCUCAAGAUCCUCCUCCUUGUCCACUGCCGGCUACAAUAACCGACACCGAAUUGCUCUUCUCAGCAUCAUCAUUCGACCUAGACUCGAGCUUUGACUUCUCUGGGCUCGAGAACCUCGACCCAGCUACCAUUCCUUACGACCCAUUCGACGAGUUUGUCCAGUUCCCAGCCAUGGAUACUCCGGACUUCGACUUCCUCCUCGACACUGGGGAUUAUCUGUCUUCACAAUCUACGACCACUGCUUCUUCAUCUUCGGCCGCUUCACCGCUCAAGGCGCUUACGCCGUCCUCAACGCAGGAACCCGGGGCGCCUCCUGGCACCGAGUUCGUCAAUCCCGAGCUGCAGGAAAGGUCUCCGAACUUCCCUUUCCUGGAGCGUUCUGGCUCGUCAAGCGAUUACACCGAUUUCAAUCUGUACUCGCCGCAGUCCAGCUUCUCCGAGGAUGAGCGUAUGCUGCCAAUUGGCUCCUCGACUGGCAGCCUGCCCAGCCUGAAUGAACCAUCGCUGUCUGAAUGCCCGCCUCCCUCUUAUGAGUCUAUGGCGCAUGGCGAGGCAAUCGAGUGGGACGGACCUGGCCUGUCUGUUGAUGAACUCCAGUUCCACUCUGCCAACGAAUCCGUUGGCGGUAGCGGCCGCAGCCCAUUGAGCAGCAGCGGCAUGUUUGCUACCACGAGCUUUACACGCACCGCGGGAGACCCCGUAGAUGAGUUUAGCUCCCCACCGAACAGGAGCCCAGGCGUCCAACCCCCAAGCCAGGUGGUCAUUUGUUGUCCCCCCGGCACGGUUGUGGUCGCCGGUGAUACCUCACCUGGUGGUCAAGCCCUAGACAGCGUAUCAACCAGCUUCAACUCGUCUGUUGCAUCCGCAUCUGUUGAGAUCGAUGCAAGCGAAUCGCCAGGUGUAUUCGUCGACCAAUCUAUAUCCAACUUGGCCGCCGACGCAUCCAACAGGAUCAGCAGUGUACUACCAGCUGACUACGUCGGCCUGUCCACGAAUGUCUCUACCAUCAGGAACAGCAGUGAAUCCACAGCUGAAUCGGCCCGUCAAUCUGUAUUUGUCUCAACCAACAGGAUGGACUCCGAAUCCCCAGGAACAACUGCCAUUCGCGAUCAAGAUCAUGUGGCUUCCGCCAUCAGCCCAGCCUCAUCCUACCCCGAACCCAAUGUUCUGAGCGCUUCUUCCACUGGCGAUGGCCUCCAGGUGUCCACCAACCGUUCUGCUGAAUCGAUUGAUAAUUCUACUUCAUCCUCGACACACGAUUUGCUGAUCGGUGGCUUUGAGCGUCCUGUCCAUGAAGCCUCACCUGUCAUAUCUGGCACCUCGGACCACACCGUUCCUGACGUGGUCAUAUCAGACUUGGAGGGUGCCUAUAAUGAUGAGCUUCGCCCGUCUGCACCCAUGUGCGCCGCUCAGUCAAGCGAAGCAAGCAGCACACCAGUUCCGGUUGAAGUAUCACUCCGUGAACAAGACCUAUCUGUACCGGAUGUUCCUGGUGAACGCUACGUCGUUUCCCACAGGUCCAUCCCUACGGCCAGUCCAUUCUCUGACCAGGAUGAACGGCCAUAUGACAUUGCCAAUAGCAAUGACCAGGGCGUAAGCGUCGGCCUGUCAACCAGCGGCGAGGCAGAAACCCAGCCGUCACAGGCGUCGUCCAACGCCCUACCGGUUAUCCAACCCCCUAUCAAUGCCACCAUCCGCUCUCUUGCGACAAUCCAACCACAUGGUAGUAUUGAGCAGUCACGAAGCCAAUCCGCAGACUCUUCUGUGUCCAACACUGAAGUCGACCCUGUCUUAUUGGCACACACUGCUACAAUGUCCAAUCUGGCGCUGUACAUGCUCGCCGCCAUGAUUGCGACAAAUGGCGAUAUGAACGCCACGCCCCAACCCUCAUCCGCUGUGGCAUCCUGCCGCACAGCGUCACGGGCCUCGUUGCACAAGCGACGAACCGUGUUUUCAACAAUGUCUCCUUUGUGUGUCGUGUAA